GUAGGAUGGUGUGCAGUAGAGGGGCCUCGGUGAACUACGCAGCACUCUACAUGCAUUUUGGUCGCGCGUUGUUGCUGACCACGAGUCCAACAUUUUGAACGUAUCUGGUCCAGAAACCGUCCAAAUGCAGGUAGAGUGUUGUGUAGUGGAGCGAGGCCUCUACUCUUAGCAACGACCUUAAUGACACCAUCAGUUCUAUUCGGUGCAGAGCAAGCGGGAGAUGAGGAAUCUUCAAGGGAACUUCAUGGUCAGCAAUUGUCCAUCCGAUGAGAGAGGGAACAGGACGGGAGGGGAGAUGAGGAGGUAUGUUCACGGAAACUUCAUCGAGGAGAUGAGGAAUGUUCAAGGAAACUUCAUGGUAAGCAAUUGUCCAUCCGAUGAGAGAGGGAACAGGAGGGGAGGGGAGAUGAGGAGCAGGGAGCAGCAGGAGGCCAUGCCGCUUGCUACCUCACAGGGGCAAUCACAUCAAGGACAGCAUGGGGGAGAGGAACCGGGUAUGUUAAAUGACAACAACAACAACAACAAUAGUUGGCUGCAGUUGCCGAGAGCUCAUGCAGAGAGAGGAGGCCAGAGGGACGACAGCUGGCUGCUGUGGAGCCAAGAGAGUAGUGAUGGUUUCCUUAGCUCUCUCUUCACACAACUCUUUCCUCAGCAGGAAGGACAACGAGGGGCAGAGGAAAGAGAUUCUGAGGCAGUGGCUGCUCACAGCAACUCCAGGACAAGCACCACCACCUCCACCUCCUCAGAUCGUGGUUCUAAGUCUGCAGCUGAUGGGGCCAGUGGCUGGGGUUGGCAGGAGAACGGGACUGAGGGAGAAGAUGACUCCCACUCCCCGUCGUCCUCCUCCGCCAUUAGUGAUUCAGCUUCUUCAGCUGGCGAUGGUGAUCGCAGGAAUUCGGAGGAGAAUACAGGGAGGAAGGAAGGUGUCACUGAUUCCUCCUCCUCCUCCUCCUCCUCCUUCUCCUCCUCCUCUUCCUCCUCCUCCUCCUCUUCCUCCUCCUCCUCCUCCUCAAGCUGUUCCUCUCCCUCCUCUUGCUCCCUUGUCUCCUCCUCGAGGUCUUCUUUCUUCGUUGGAGCAACUGUUUCCUCUUCUUUGGGUGGUGAAGAUCACAGGAGGAAUUGGGAGGAGCAUGGGAGGAGGGGAGGGGUUGACGGUGGUGCUGACAACUCGUCGGACUCCUUGAGAGACUGGCAAGUGGUGGCUGGCAAUGAUGACAUUGAUACGAAUUCUUCCAUCCGAUCAGAGAGGAAAGAGGAGGAGGAGGAGGUGCCACAGACUAGAGCAGCAGCAGUUGCUGGAGGUGGUGGGGAAAGGCUUGUUGAAGAAAAAGGAGGAGGGUGGAGUUCAGAGUCAGAUGUUCACUUCCCUGGCAGCACACUCAGUCUGCCAAAAGAGGAGGAACGAGAAGAGAGACUGUCGCCUUCUGCUCGACCGAAGAGGAAAGAGCAGGAGGACAUGGGGAGGACCGGAGAAGGAUCAAUGUUGGAGACGGAAGGACCGGAGAAGGGGCCAUGGCAUUUCGGAGAAAGGGAGGAGGAACGAGGGAAGCGUCUGGAGACGUCAAGCUCGGGAUCAGAUGGCGAUCGUGGCCGCAACAGCGAGUUUCUGAAGGAAGAGAAAGUAUCACCAGUAGGCAAACGCAGUUCUGGUGCUGUAGAACGACCAGGCAAUGAAGAAGAGAAGCAGACACUGUCAGAAGAGGAGGAGGAUGGCCGAGUUGAAGGCCUUCCAGUUGGUGGAAGGAGAAGAGGGGGAUGGCAUAGGAAGAAUGAAUGGCAACAAGGAGAGGGUGUCACUGAUCGCAUCAUGUCGGUCACGACCAAUUCACGUGGUUCUGGCAUUUUGGUCCAUUCGCCUAGAGAAUCUGAAGCUAAUAAGUUAAAUGGCACUGCUGGCAGUUCAACCCAUCCGUCCGGAGAAGAGUCCGAAGCUAACAGCCAUCUGGUUGAUUUGCGGGGAAGGGCGUUUGUGCCAUCUGUCAAAGCUGAUCAUGGCAGAGAGCAUCAGGAUGGUAGGGGUGAAGGUGCAGAAGAAGGGGUUGUUGAUGAGCAGAAUGUGGUCACACAGGUGAUUGGGGAGAAGAAGAGUGGCAGUCAAGUCGCACAAGUGUGGGACUUCGCUUAUCCAGAGUUAAUUGGUUUCAACAGGUCCAGUUGGAGUGUGGGGCACGCGGGAAGGGAGGCUGAGCAAACCGUUGACUCCAGGUUGAAGAACGAACCGGUGGCAGGCACAUCGUUGGCCAAAGGAUGGGAAGAGGAUGUUCAAUGGGAGGCUUCAAAAAAGAGGAAGGAUGAAGUAGGCGAGGAGCAGGAGGAGGAAGACGAGGAGGAGGAUGAAGAGAAGGAGGAGGGUAAGGAGCAGCGGGAGGGGGAAGAUGUGGAGCAAAAGAAUGAGGAUGAGGAUGGGAUCACUGUGAGGAGAAUUCAUGAACCACUAGGUACAGCAACUGCUGAAGCAAGUUUUCGACCAGCUUGUGGGAAUACCAGCAGGUUGCAGCGCAGAGGUUCAAGCUCGGUCCAGCCGGAGCUGAAAGUCAAUCCGGCAGAUUGUUUGCAAGUGGAGGUAGGAGGCGUGGCUCGUGACCUGUCAGUCAAAGGCUUUGACUUGGCCCCCACACUAAACAGGUCAUCCGGGAGGGAGGGGGCUGGGCUUCAAACCGGUUACGCUGAUAUUGGUAUUGGUCAUCAAGGCCCGUCUUCUCAAGAGUUGACCUCCUCACAUCUCAGCUCCAACGUAAGCAGAGAGCAAGUCACAGCCAAAGAAGAGGGCAUUGAUGCAGCAUCUGGCGUUGAGCUUGUCGCGCCGCAAACUAUCGAUCGUUCUGGGCUUCAAACGGGUUACGCUGAUAUUGAUAUUGGUCAUCAAGGCCAGUCUUCUCAAGAGUUGACCUCCUCACAGCUCAGCUUGAACGUAAGCAGAGAGCAAGUCACAGCCAAAGAAGAGGGCAUUGAUGCAGCAUCUCGCGUUGAGCUUGUCGCGCCGCAAACUAUCGAUCGAAACUGGUCUGCUCAACAGUUGAGCUCGUCAAACCUCAGCUCGACUACAAGCGGAGAGCAAAUCACAAUCAAAGAGGAGCGCAUUGACACCGCAUCUGGCAUUGAGCUAGUGGCUGCCCAAACAGGUCGAAAGCGUUUCCGGGAAUCAGACCCCAGUACAUUGCCCAGGAUGGAAAGGGGAGCUCUAGAAUCCCAAUGGACGAGGAGAGUUGGUAGAAGACGAAACUUCCGUGCCAGAGAAGUAGGAGGAAACCAUAGUGAGUUGGGUGCUCCUCUCAACAUCUCUUGGAGUCGGAAAGGACGACAACAGGGUUUGGGGUCAUCUGGGGCGAGACGCGGCAAUCGCCCCCAUGCAGCUGGAAGAAGCCCUGGGCAGAGGAGUAGGAGGGAGUAUUCUCUGAGCACUAGCCCAGGAGCCUCCUCUUAUCGUGGUAACAGGUUGAGGCAUCGGCACGGAAAGGCUCGCCAAGCCCGUCAAGAGGACCCGGAGGAUGAUGGUGUUGUUGUGAGGGUCGAUGAUGCAAACUCGGGAGUGUCAAAGGAGCUUGAAGAGGCCAUUGUAGCUGAUCUUGAGGGUUAUGCUGAAGGGGAGGACAGAGUGACUGCAUUCUCGCGGCUGAACUCAAGGAGGGCGGACAAUGAUUUACGCAUAUCCAUGCACAAAGCGGGAAAGAAAGUCAUUGUGAAGGCUGAGCAGUUGACGAGGGGUAAUCAGCGCCUCCAAGAGCUUCUGGGGAUUCAGCCCCGCACCACAGACGAGCCCGGAGAGCAACCAGUGAAGGUACGGUGGAUUGAUCAAACUGCCAGCCGUUCCCGAUAUGGCAUCAACGGUCAUCCAGAUCGGGACACUGCCAAUAGCACUGACAAUAGCAGCAGCAACAAGGACAACAACAAAGUCACACAUAUUGGUGAUGACGAUAGUGGGAUGAGUGAUGACCUACAUAGUGGUACCAAAAGGGUCAGCGGAAGUAGUACCUCAAGCAGAAAGCUGGGUACGAAUGGAAAGGCCACUGAGGAAGGCACUGCGGCUGACCAUGUUAUGGGACAUGAGCGAGGUGGCAACACAGGGCCCAGGCUCAAUAUGGUGUUACUGAAUGGCAAGGAAGGGGAGGGGAAGGGGUUGGGGGUAGGGAAACAAAGUGAGGAGGGUGGACUGCCAGUCUUACGGAAGGGCUCAAGGGUGGGAUUUCUGGUUGGUCGGUCAAAGAAGCCGGAUCUCCAGAUGCUCAGCGACCUGGCCCCAAGCGGGCCGUAUUGCGGGUCAUUGCACAGCGAUGAUGUGGGGGUGGGAGUCUUGGCCAGGACCGUCUCCUUUGGGUCGGGAGGAACAUCAUGGAGGACCAGUCAUACUGCUGAUCAGGUCACAUCUAGAACAGCCAAUUCUGCAUCCGCCUUCGAGGGGACAGACUCAAUCUUUGCCAUAGCCAAGUCUGGGACCGGAAGUUCUAGGACCAUGCAUAGGACAAGGAGUUUGCUUGCAGUACCGCGCAAUCGAGCGGCACCAUUGGAGUCCCGCAUAGCGGCACUGGAACAAACAUGGCUGCAACAUUUCGCGUACUCCUCGAUCUACACAAAGGUCAUGGGACCGAGAUCGGGUGACUUCUUGGUAAUGUUGAGACGGUUGGUAAGGGAUUUCCCCAACAAGAAAUGGUACGUUCUGUGCCACGAUGACACCUACAUCUUCGUCCGAAGGCUACUAUGUGAACUUGCGCAAAGAAGCCAUAGAACCCCUUUAUACAUGGGGAUGCAGCAUUGCGCAGGCCCUAACUUUAAGUGCAAAACUGGCACUAUUAAGUCUGGAAUGACCAAGUGGGGGCCAUUGGGAUCCCUUGGGGGAUGGAUAAACGGUGGUGCCGGCAUCGUGAUCAGUCAGGGGCUGGUUCGCAAAAUAGAUUUGGUUAGGUGUAGGGAAUACUACAAGACCAAUUGGAAAUACCAACCUCCCGCACCCGAUGUCGUUCUCAGUUGUUGCGUUCAGGACCACAAUGGCAAGAUUACCCAUGUCGAGGGGUUCACAGCCGGAGGCCCCCGCUUAUACGAAUGCCAAUGUGGAAUCUCAAAGUGGGCACCUGGGAAACCUGGAGCCCCAAAGACAUGUAGCUUAAGCCGGAGCGCUCCUCUGCAACACCGUAUCUCGUUUCAUCAUCUCGACCCUUUCAUGAUGAGAGAUACAUACGCCCUCGAGUUGGAUGUAAUUGGCCAAUACUUUUCCCCUCCGGCCACUACCAAGGUCAGAGUGCAAGCACUAUAUGACCUAGGUACCCCAGUAUGAUUAUGCCCAAUUCUUUAAAAAACAAAAAAUUAAAAAGAUGUAUUAUUCCCAAUUCUGCUAGAGGACUUUAUUUCAGAUGCAUUGGAUGUUCUUCGACACCAUUCAAAAUUGAAAGAAUCACUUUGGGCACCAAUGGACAGUAAAAUUUUGGUGGCGAU
Chara braunii is the source of this 5427-nucleotide messenger RNA. Lineage: Eukaryota; Viridiplantae; Streptophyta; Charophyceae; Charales; Characeae. The record is from the annotation of a GenBank genome assembly.